AAACUAUUAUUUCAAUUGUAGAUUCUCUCGAUUUCGGCCUUCUUUUUACUUGUUGAAGCUUCCUUUCACCUCCAAAAUCCUCAGUCCUCUCGCCUUCAGAUCCGUCUCUCAUUUCCGAAGAUUUGGGCAUGGCAACUGUUAGAAAUCUGAAAAUCAAGACAUCAAGUUGCAAACGAAUUGUCAAAGAGCUGCACUCUUAUGAGAAAGAGGUCGAUAGAGAAGCUGCAAAAACAGCUGACAUGAAAGAGAAAGGAGCUGAUCCUUACGACCUCAAGCAACAGGAAAAUGUUCUGGCUGAAUCAAGGAUGAUGAUCCCCGAUUGCCGCAAGCGGCUAGAGGCUUCACUAGCUGACCUUAAAGGGACUUUGGCUGAACUGGAGGAAGGAAACGAGAAGGAAGGUCCAGAUUUCGAAGAUGCUCGUAGCACCAUAACAGAAGUUGAGAUGUUGUUUCAGACAACAGAGGCUUAGUGGAAGCUUCUUUAAACAGCUGUUAAUCGAGAUAUUCGAGGUAUGGUUGUAAGUUUGUACUUAUUCUAUUGUUAGCCAUAAGUGGGUCGAAUGAAAUGCAGCUAAGAUGACUUUCG
Hibiscus syriacus is the source of this 586-nucleotide messenger RNA. Its product is annotated as tubulin-folding cofactor A-like. Gene Ontology annotation, biological process: tubulin complex assembly; post-chaperonin tubulin folding pathway. Gene Ontology annotation, cellular component: microtubule cytoskeleton; cytosol. The record is from RefSeq and is a predicted model, not a curated record. Gene Ontology annotation, molecular function: beta-tubulin binding. NCBI's taxonomy places the organism in Eukaryota, Viridiplantae, Streptophyta, Magnoliopsida, Malvales, Malvaceae. The transcript is spliced from 4 exons. The coding region runs from base 129 to 470 and encodes 113 amino acids.